GCUCUCGUUCGCUUGUUUUAAUCAAAUUUGUCAAAGAUACAAAAUAUCGCGGAAAAAAUUCUUGGAAAAUAAAUAAAAUACCACAUUGAAGAAAUCAUUUAAAUGAUUUCACAAAUGUGUAACAAAAGCUAUUAAAUAGAAAAAUUCCAUUUGUGAAAAAAAUCGUAUGUUUGUGUAGUUGUUCUUAAAAAUAAAACAAUUAGAGAAGACACGCUAGAACAGAGAUUAACUCCAACAACAACACAACAAAAAUGAAAAGAUAAAAAUCAAAAGGAAAACAAUACAACAACAAAGAUUAUUCCCUUUUUUCUAUGUAUUGAUUAAAUUUUUUUCAUUAUUGCGUUUGAAAAUUGUUUAAAAAAAUAAAAACAUUUUAUUUCAAUUAACGCGGAAGUUAAAAAUAAAAAAAAUUGUCAUAACAAUUUAGUCCAAAGAAUAUAAAAAUAAUAUAGUAAAUAAAUACAAGUGUUAAACAAAGAAAUUUGAACAAUACAAUAGUAAGGAAAAUAUGGAAUUUGAGACUCCCUUGCUAGCAGAAUCGGCGGAUAUUGUAGAUGUAAGUGAAAAAGAACUUAAUGUAAAUUACAAUACGCUUCUGACAUCGUUGUUAUCGUCACAACAAACGUCACCUGAAACAAUAACUAUGUCAUCACCAUCAUUUACCCAACAAAAACGUCAACAACAACAGCAACAAUUACAACAACAGGAUCAACAACAGAACCAGCAGCAAUGUGAUAAAUCACCGAAUAUUAAAAAACAGGCCAUGUCUGCUGCCGAACGUUCAGCUACUAAAAAAUCUCUAUUCAUUUUAGCUGGAAUUUUUGCAACUUCAUUAGCGGCUAUGUUUUACGUCUAUAUGAUAUUUCCCCAAUUGGAUGAAUCCGAAAAACAACACAUGAAAAUUCCACGUGAUAUACAAGAUGCUAAAAUGUUGGCCAAAGUAUUGGAUCGCUACAAGGAUAUGUACUAUUUUGAAGUCAUGUUUGGUGUGGUCGUCGCUUAUAUAUUCCUUCAAACUUUUGCCAUUCCAGGAUCUUUGUUUCUUUCCAUUUUGCUUGGAUUCCUUUAUCGUUUUCCCAUUGCUCUGUUUCUUAUAUGUUUCUGUUCAGCACUGGGCGCCACUCUGUGUUACUGCCUUUCGAAUUUAGUUGGACGUCGCUUGAUACGACACUUUUGGCCGAAAAAAAUAAAUGAGUGGUCCAAACAUGUGGAUAAACAUCGUGACAGUUUAUUCAGCUACAUUUUGUUCCUGCGCAUGACACCAAUUCUACCCAAUUGGUUUAUUAAUCUGGCGUCGCCAGUCAUUGGAGUACCCAUGUAUACAUUUGCAUUUGGAACAUUUUGUGGAGUAGCGCCACCCUCGGUAUUGGCCAUUCAAGCGGGAAAAACUUUACAGAAAAUGACUAGUUCGAGUGAUGCUUUCUCGUGGACCUCGAUGGGUGUUUUGACGCUGUGCGCUUGCUUGUCGCUAGUACCGGCUCUAUUGAAAAACAAACUAAAAAAGAAAGUAGAAUAAACUCCAUACAGAUGAAAUGGUCGUGGAAGAUGAAAAUAAUUGCAAAUGUGAAUGUAGAAAAGAAAAAAAGCUGAUGUAGUGCUAAAUUUAAAUAUGUAUUAUGUAUUUGGAAUAAUGUCUAAUAUAAAACGAAGGAGUGAUUUUUUAAGUGUUUAUAAGUUACAAUAAAUUUAAACUUAUUUUUGUUGUGUUUUUUUCACAUUUUGUUCAUAUGUCUUAAAACGAAGCUUAUUCCAAAUGUAAACAAAUUACUUUAUUUUAUAGAUAAGUAUUUACUGCAAUAAUAUAGAUUUAAUUUGAAUUAGUACUACUUACGAACAUAUAUGAUGUCCGAUAGUAAAUAUACAGAGGUAUUUUAACAAGAUCAGCCUAAUUGAUUUUAUAUACAUAUUCCAAAAAUUUAUUUUCUUACAAAUUUAUAUUUUAUUUACAUUUUUUUUUGCUUGCUUUAGUUUAAAUUAUGUUUUCAAAUAAAUUUAGUAUGUAUACAUCUCUAUAAUUUAUUAUCUCGCAGUAUUUAAUAUAUUAUUGCUAUAGUUUAGUUUUAUUCCAUUUUAAAUACACUUAUUCUUGCUAUGCUCCUCAACUUUUUUUUAUCCCUUAUAAUUUUUUUUUUAUUAGUUUUAUUUAAUUAUAAAAAGUAACAAAUUUGCCAAUAUUAUAAUUAUUAUAAUUUCGUUGUAGUUAGUUUUAUACAAAAUGGAAAAUUUAUUUAUAAAAAAAAAGAAAUAUACAUACAUAUUAAAAUAA
Messenger RNA from Calliphora vicina (urban bluebottle blowfly), 2266 nucleotides. It is a transcript of the gene stas, whose product is annotated as Transmembrane protein stas. Lineage: Eukaryota; Metazoa; Arthropoda; Insecta; Diptera; Calliphoridae. The coding region runs from base 509 to 1516 and encodes 335 amino acids. Gene Ontology annotation, cellular component: endoplasmic reticulum membrane. The record is from RefSeq and is a predicted model, not a curated record. The transcript is spliced from 4 exons.